Molecule: messenger RNA, 1707 nt
Organism: Colletotrichum orchidophilum
Lineage: Eukaryota; Fungi; Ascomycota; Sordariomycetes; Glomerellales; Glomerellaceae
Exons: 3
Coding region: 1-1707 (568 amino acids)
Biological process (GO): signal transduction
Cellular component (GO): nucleotide-activated protein kinase complex; nucleus; cytoplasm
Molecular function (GO): protein kinase binding
Source: RefSeq, a predicted model, not a curated record
AUGGGCACUUACAAGUUCACCUGGGCUCACCCGGCCGAGGAGGUUUACGUUACCGGUACUUUCGACAACUGGACUAAGAGCGAGAAGUUGGAAAAGGUCGGCAGCUCUUUCGAGAAGACCGUCACACUCGCCGACGCAUCGGAGAAGAUCUACUAUAAGUUUGUUGUCGACAACAACUGGAUCACAGACCACACUGCCCCUCAGGAACCUGAUCACGAGGGCAACGUAAACAAUUUCCUGAACCCCGAUCAAAUCGUUAAGGAGGACACUUCCGCCGCAGUCAUGAACACUGUUACCCCCGAAUCUACCACCGCCGCCCUGGCCAAGGACGUGCCUCUUGAGAACAAGGAGGAGCUCCCCCAGGCUACUCCCUCCGACAUCCCCGGCGGCUUUCCCGUCACUCCCGCAAAUGAGCUUGACAAGUCUUUUGGCGUCAACCCUCUGCCUGCCCAAGAUGUUACCGCUGAGCCCGUGACCGUCGCACCGGGCGAACCACUUCCCGCGUCUGUCAAGGCCGGCGAUAUCAACGAGCACGUCAAGCUUGACAAGGAAGGCUACGAGGACUCCAGCGCUCUGCCCGGCCUGUCCAAGGAGGAGACCACCGUCCCUGCUAUCACCAGCAACUCUAUUCCCGAGUCCAGCUUGCCUAUUGCGACCACUGAUGCCACCAUCAACAGCGCCGCACCCACAUCCACCACCGCCGCUCUGGCUGCUGAGGUUCCCCUCGAGACCAAGACGGCCGAGGUCCCCGAAAUCGUCAAGGAGAGCCAGGAGAAGGCUCACGCCGAGCCUGAGGCUAGCGCAAACCCUGAGGCUGUUCAGGAGAAGGCUGUCGUUGAGGACGAGCUCCUGGAGAAGGUUCCCACCGCUCCCUCAACCUCUGAGGGCACUGCCGGCUUCGGCACUCAGAAGACUGAGGCCGCUGGCGUCAUCCUUGCUACUGCUGCCACUGCUGGUGGUCUUGCUGCUGCCGCUGCUAUCACCGCCAAGGACACCAUCGUCGAGGCUGCUGCUCCUCACGUGAACCAGGCUACCGCUGCCGUCACUGAUGCCGCUGCUCAGCUCCCCGAGCCCGUCAAGGAGAGCCUGCCCGUGAGCGUCCAGGAGGCUAUCGGCGGUCAGACCGAGGAAAUUCGCGAAGAGGUCGCUCCCGAGGUUCCCACCGUCGUUAAGGAGUCCAUCGCCGAGGCCGGCAAGAGCCCCGAGGCCGCCGCUAACACGGAGGCCGUUGUCGAGAAGAAGGAGGUUGAGGCUGAGCUCCUCCAGGAGGUGAAGCCCGUUCCCGCCAUUGGCGAGGAGGCCAAGAUCGAGGCUGAGAAGCCCAAGGUUGAGGCUGCUAAGGAGGAGGUCAAGGAGACCAAGGAGGAGGUUAAGGAGGGUGAAAAGACCAAGACUGAGGCCGUUAAGGAGGAAGCCAAGCUCGCCAAGGAGGAGGUCAAGGCCGCCGUGACCAAGGAUGAGUCCAAGGAGGCCAAUGGUGCUAAUGGGGUUCACACCACCGCCAACGGUGCCAACGGUGCCAACCUCACCUCCACCAAGGAGCCCGAAGCCCCCACGACCCCAGCCAAGGCCCCGUCCUCCGUUCCCGAGUCAACGACACCGAGCAACAUUAAGGCCACCGAGAGCCCUUCGGGUACUGAGAAGAAGAAGAAGAACCGUCUGAGUGCCUUCAUCGGCAAGCUUAAGAGCAAGGUGCACAGCAAAUAA